Molecule: messenger RNA, 1986 nt
Organism: Aspergillus mulundensis
Lineage: Eukaryota; Fungi; Ascomycota; Eurotiomycetes; Eurotiales; Aspergillaceae
Exons: 5
Coding region: 1-1986 (661 amino acids)
Source: RefSeq, a predicted model, not a curated record
AUGGCCUCUGCCACACCCACCCGUGCCGGACGUCUCGAGGGUAAAGUUGCUAUUGUCACGGGAGCUGGAUCCGGCUUCGGUCAGGGCAUCGCAAAAAAGUUCGUCGAGGAGGGUGCAAAGGUCAUCGUCGCCGAUAUCUCAGAAUAUAAUGGCCAGGCAGUCGCAGCAGAGUUGGGCAGCAAGUUCAUCUACGCGGAUGUGACUCGACGCGAGAGUUGGGAGGCACUGCUCCAAGAAACACUUGACGCGUAUGGCAAACUCGAUAUCGUGGUCAAUAACGCUGGGGCAACAUACCGUAACAAGCCUACUGCCGAGGUCACUGACGCCGAUUUCGACCUGUGCAUGAACGUCAAUGUUCGGUCGAUAUACCUAUCCACCAAUGUCCUUGUGCCGUACUUCUUGGAGAGCGACCUUCCUGGAUGUUUCAUCCAGAUUUCCUCAACUGCUGCGCUUCGUCCUCGGCCGAACCUGACUUGGUAUAAUGCGUCCAAGGCUGCAGUUUGCAUUGCUACCAAGACCAUGGCCGUUGAAUAUGGGCCGAAGAAAAUUAGGUUCAACUGUGUUUGUCCAGUUGUGGGAAGCACUGGCAUGACGCAUCUCUUUCUCGGGAAGCCGGACACCGAGGAGAAUAGGGCUGCGUUUGUGUCGACUAUACCCUUAGGUCGCCCUUCCACGCCGACAGAUGUGGCCAAUACCUGUAGCUUCCUCGCUAGCGACGAGGCGGAGUUUAUCACGGGAGUCGAGCUAGAGUUAUUCGCAGUUAAUGUGACGUACGAGGUACGCCUUCACUCUUAUGAUCAAAAUAAAUGCUCUGGGGGUUUCUGCUGGCAUACUCCGUGGUACAAAGCUCCGGGACGUGGCCGCAACUGGACAUUGUGCGUGGAGAUUAUCAGUGAAACUGGACCUAACGGCUUCGGAUUUUCAACCCUCAUCUUCUCCGCACAGCAAUCUUCAUACCCACUCAACGACAACCUAUCCCACCGUCGCAUCGCCCGGGAACUCAAACAACCAGGUAUAUCUACUCGAAGUAUACUCACAAACCCAAUGGCAAUGUUCGACCUCCCCGACGCAAAACGCGUCCGCCGAGACGACCUCCUAAACCGCACCUCCUCAUCACCCUCCCCAUCACCACCCCCGGAAUCCAUCAUCCCCGACGCCCAGAAACGCCUCAGCGCCCUCCUAAACUUCGACCUGAGCGUCCCCUCAGCCCCGGAACCCGAGACCUCAGAACAAAAAAACAACGAAGACGAGGAGCAAGAAUUCGAGUUCCGACUUUUCUCGUCCGCGCCGAAAUCCGCACCGAAGCCAUCUGGCGCUGAUGGCGGGGAUGGAAAGGGAGCAGAAGCAGGUGGUUCAACGACGGGACCCAGUGCACAUGCACAGAAGCUACGGAUCCGAUUACGGUCUCCGACGCCCACGGCUGCAGGGUCUGGAGAGGGACGCUUCGUGAAGGCGUUCCGUGGGUGGAGCUACUAUUUUUCUACGCCGGGGCUGUUGUCUGGGAAGGGGGCUGAGGGUGAGGGUGAGGAGGAUGCGGGUGUAGCGCAGAAGCGCAGACAAUUUGAGGAUGUCGCUGUGAGUGGGGAGGAUAUGGUUAAGAUGGCCGGGGUGCCUUGGCCUGGCUGCCAUCUCCCUUGGCGGGUAAUCCAUCUGAAACGCGAGCAUACGAAGCUCCCGAAGGAGGAGAAGGGUGCCGCUAAGGCGACGGAUGCAGUCACGUAUGUUGCGGGUGAAUCGGAGAGAGAGCCGUUGUCUCGCAAGAAGCCGGGCAAGAAGCGACGGAUUCAAUUGCGGAAGAAAGCUGCUGUCGCGGAGAGGGCAAAAGAGACUGAGGCUGAGAAGCGGAACCGUAAGAACAGGGAGAAGAAGAUCAAGCGGAGGCAGAAGGCGAGAGAAGCCAAGGCUGCGGCUGGGGCUUCUGGAGGUGGUGAUGGUGAUGGUACUGCGGGGGCCGGCGGAGAUGUCUCGGGGAGCGAGAGUGAUUAG